Messenger RNA from Bursaphelenchus okinawaensis, 6556 nucleotides. Lineage: Eukaryota; Metazoa; Nematoda; Chromadorea; Rhabditida; Aphelenchoididae. The record is from the annotation of a GenBank genome assembly.
AUGUGCCUAAAAUGGACUAGGUCUAGAAGUACAGAUAAGGAAAAGACUAAAGCUAAAACUAAGGCUGAAGUUAAUGCUAAAGCUAAGGCUAAAACUAAGGCUAAAGCUAAGGCUAAAGCUAAGGCUAAAGCUAAGGCUAAAGCUAAGACUAAAGCUAAGGCUAACGAUAUGGCUAAAGCUAAGGCUAAAGCUAAGGCUAACGAUAUGGCUAAAGCUAAGCUUAAAGGUAAAGCGAAGACUUUCUACUAUUUUUGUAGUACUACAGUAACUUCUGAGAAAUCUCAUUAGUACCACAUUAAUAUCAAGACCAUUUCCUUAUCAGUACAGUAACCGAAUACAAUCCCCUCGGCAAGUACAGUAACGCCCCGUACGGGAUUCGGGGUAGGGAAAGGGGGAGUGUGUGUACAUGGUUAAUAUUGGCACGCGAUUAUUUGAAGGAAACGAAAGGGGGCGUGGCCGGGUGGGGGGUUUCGAGACGGGUCAAAACGCGUUAAACGGGAAAUUAAAUCUCUCAAGUGAACACUUCACUUCAACGUGCUCAUCUUCACCCAUUAAUUGACUUUAAUUAGGAUUCUGGAGCAAAUUUUUUGCUUGUUUUUUGUGGUUUUGAUAUGUUAAGAGGCUAUCAAUGGGCCCUUAAAAAAUGUAAAACUUUAAGUGGCAGUUAAUAUAAACUUUGAGUAGGGGUAGGUAGAGGGUUAGAGAAUGUAAGAUAGUGGGUUAAACGGUGUAAGGUGGAGAAGAUUAAGCAGUGUAAGAUAAUGGCUUAGACAAUGGAAUACAAAAACUUAAACAGUGUAAGGUAAAGGCUUAAACAUUGUAAUAUAUAGAGCCUAAAGCAGUGUAAGGUACAAGCAUCAGAAAUUGAGUUGAUAGGUUAAGUAGGGGAAGAUAAAAGAUUAAGUGGGGUUAAAUGAUAAGUAUGAGGUGGUUCAAGACACUCAAAUUAUAAGAAAAAAGUUUUUUUCGCUACUGUUUUCUUAAUGUAUAGUUCUAGUCUUUACCUUACACUUAGCCUUAUUUCUAGAUCUAGCUUUAGCCAUGACUUCAGCCUGGCUUAAAUUCAUCUUUAGGCUCAAAAUUCAUUUUUAGUUCUAAACUUUGUGUAAACUUGUGCUACUUAUCAAUUAAAAAAAAUUUUAUAUGUUUGGUGUUGCUUUUACUGUUUUACAUUUUUUUCUUAAAAAUGACUUUUUAUGUCAUCUUUUUUUUAUAUUUAGGCUUAAUUUGUUGUGCAAUAUGUUUUUGUAGCUUUUCCAUGUAAUAUAUGACCAAUUUAUGAUAAUUUUUUAAUUUCAGCGGCCUUUCUUCAAUUCCUGGCCAAAAUGACGCACGAAUCCAAUCUGGAGCCUACGCCGAGUACCACCGAAAACGGUGCAGGUCUAUUGACUCCUGCUUUGAACCAAACCAUCUCCUGGGCCAAUGGGGCGAACGCCGCGAACGGCGGCGCGGUCAAUCCGUAUUUCAACUUUGGCAGUGGUUACACUAAUCCAACCGACUUUGGGUGGGUGGCUUUCUAUAUUACAGGGGAUGCUGGAUAAGGGGGGGGGGGGAAGAUGUUUAAGGUAGGGACAGGGUAAGGGUGUUUUAAAAAAUUUAAAAAUUAUUUAAAAAAUGGCAAGAACCUUCUUUACAAAACAAAAAUAGCAAGAACUUUCUUUACAAUACAAAAAAUGGCAAGAAUUUUCUUUACAAAACAAAAAAUGGCCGUUUAUGACCAAUAGUAACCAAGAACCGAUACUGUAGCUCUUUUUGUAUGCAUUUCACAAAAUGUGACGUAAUCGUCGAAAAUCGACUGGUAGCAGCUUUUAUGGGGUUAAGUGUGAAACUUUUGUCACAUGUUUGUCAAUUCAUUAGCAAACAUUGCGUAAUAUGGAGUUCAACUUAGGUUUAGAAUAAGGGUGUUUUACAAAAGAAAUUUAAUUUUUAAACUCUAGCUUGACUUUAGUUUUAACCCUAAGCUAGCCCUAGUCUUACGAUUACAAAAAAAAUUUUAAAAAUUUAUUUUUUAUUUUUUUUUCAAUUUUGAAAAUUUUAAUUUUAGAUGCAACUGGAAUUGGUCUGCUACUGACAACCGGUUUCAAAACAGUAAGUUUCAUUUUGUUAAAAAACAUUUUUUGUCAUCAAAACAUUUUGAACCAACCGUAUUUUACGGUUGGUUCAUUUUUUUUGUAGAACAGUAAGUUUCAAGUUACUACUGAAACUUACUGUGAAGUAAAGCGUAACAAAUACUUUUAGAAAAAUUAAAAUUUAUUCGGUAUUUUAAAAAAUUUAACUCAAUUUUGACUUUUUAUUUCCGUUUUACCAGACGAAGCGAAUGAAAGUAUGUAAUUACUUUCACUACAAUACCACAUAUAACUUCUCUUUUGUCGUUUUUUGAAGAAUUUGCGGUAAUUUUUCGAUUAUUUUCACUUUCGCCGACGAAAAAUUUUGGUUUAAUAACCCGAAAAUGAGCAAAAAUCGAUUUUCAACAGAAAAAAAAUUAUAAAAAUUUUGAAGUAAACUUACUUUACAGUAAAUAUGCUUUUUUAUUACUUACAGAGUUUAAAAUAGUCUUUGCGCCUUUCUCCCUUAGCCUUGUCCUAGUUUUAGCUUGACCGUUAGAAGUUAGGUUAGCCUUUUUCCUAGUCUGCACCUUAUUCCUAACCUUACCUCUGGUCCAAGCCUUAGUAGUUUUAGUGUGAGCCUUAGUUUUAGUAGCCUUAACCGUAGCUCUUGCUUUAGAGUUAACCUCAGAUUUAGUCAUAGCUUUAGCUUCAGUAUCCUUAGUUUUAGUCUGGACUUGAGCCUUAUUCUUAGCCUCAGCUCUAGCCUUAUCUCUAGCUCUAGCCCUAGACCUAGCUUUAGCCCUAGCUUUAGUCCUAGCCGUAGCCCUAGCCCUAGUCUUAGCCUUAGCUUUAACUUUAGCCUCUACCCUCAUAUUAACUUUUGCGCUAGCUUCUAUAAUCACACUGCCAUUGUCACAUUUAAAACCCACUAUACUCCUACUGUAGCCUUACUUCAUUAUCCUUCACUUGUGUAGAAAUUUAAAGAGAUAUCAGGCUAUGAGAGAAAAAGUGGCCCAGGCAGGAGUCGAACCCUGCAUCCUUCGUUUACCGGACGAAUGCUCUACCUAUUAAGCUACCGGGGCUCCUUCUCUCAAAGCCUUAAUCUCAAUCAGUUUCUUAUCUAUCUCAGUUGCUUUUUAUAUUGUUUUAUCCGAAUAUUUAAUCGGAAUAUUCGACACUUGAUCAUCUUCUACUUCCUACAUUCACACUUUUUUGUACUAACCCAUCUUUCCUCGUAUAGAAUGUAAAAUGUAUUACAUGGUUAGUAGAAAAACCUCGAAUCGUACAUAGUAAAGACAUCUUAAAGUACGUUAAUGUUUAAUGUUUGUAGGGUAUAACACCACUUGAACUCGACUACAUAAAACGUUGACAACAGUUUCAUUUAUAAUAGACACAUGUCGACUACAAUACUUUAGUUUAGCUUUAAAAGUCCGUCGGGUGGUGUUGUAACUUUGAUUUUUUUAAUUUGAAAAAAGGCAUUUUUGUUUAAAUUGUCUUAAGGCACGUUUUGUAAUAUUUUUUAUGCUUCGAUAAACUUAGAUUUCUUGUCUACAGUAGGCCUAUAGACUAGAAAUGUGUUUAUCGUGUCUUGUGUUCUAGAAAAAAGUUCUUGCGAUAGGAAUGGAGCUUAGGCUUAAAAAUGAACUUUAGGCCUAAAAAUAUAAUUUUAAACUUAUAAAUAGUCUUUUCGGCGUAAAAUAAUGUUUAGGCUUUAAGAUAUAUACUUAGACUUAAAACAUGCACUUUAAAUUUAAAAUGAAAUUUUAGGCUUAAGAGGUGCAUUUUAGGCUUAAAACUUAAUUUUAGGUUUUGAAAUGAAUUUUAGGUUUAUCAUGAAAUUUUGAGCUUAAAAUUAAAGUUUUAGGCUUAAAAAGUGCAUUUUAAGUUUAAAAAUAAUAAUUUAGAGUUAAAUGACCAAUUUAGGCUUAAAAGUAAAAUAUUGGGCUUAAAAAUGAUUUUUAGACUAAAUGAUGCAUUUUAGGCUAAAAAAUAAUAUUUUAGGCUUAAAAUUGAAUUCUGGCCCUGAGAAAGCCUUUUAAGCGUAAAUAAAUUUUGGCUUGCCAUUACUGUAUGUUUUUUUAUUUCAAAACUUCUACUGUAUAUUUAAAGAUACUGUAAAGAAAAAACGUUCGUUUUAUAACAUAUAGAUAUCAUAUGCAUAUACGUCUACCACAAAAUGUACCUAUAAUUAUAACAAAAAGGCGUCUAGCAACGCCAUUAUACCAUUACAAAAAAAACGACCAUUAUCAAAAUGUACUGUAAAUACGAACCUCUAAAAGUGCAUUCGUUGGCCGCUUUUUUGUGGCCAAAUACAAAAUGAAGCCUCUUUUUUCCGAAUUUAUUAACUUUUUUAAAUUCAAUUUUUGACGCCAAUCUCGUGGCCUCAUUCGAGGCCUGUGCAAGGAACGUGGUGAGGUCGUCUUAGGAGGGAGAGGAGGGUUGGGCGAAGAGAAGGGAAAAAAAGGGGGGGGAGAUGUUUUGGGAGGAAAGGAACGGUUGCUCUCUUGGAAGAUGUUAGAAUAACAUAGUUACUUGUGAAUGGUGUUCAAGUGUUUCAAAAAGUUUUCAUAAAGGCUAAGGUAGGGAUCAACGUGAGUGCUAUAGGCAAGAGUAGGGCUAAGGCUAGAGCUAAGGCUGAGUUUAAUACAUGAAGGUUUACGAGGGGGGGAGGAGAUUUUUUUUGUUUAUAGAGAAGAGUAGGGGGGGGAGAAUUUUUACAAAAACAUUUAAAAACAGUUUUUUUUGUAGGCGUGGGUAGUUGGGUAGUAUUUGAAAAGCCCUAGCCCUGCCCUAUUAAAAGGCUUUGCACGGUGCAAUAGCUCUACUUUUUCAACCCUGCCAAUACCCUGCCUUACAAUAUAUACACAACCCUACUUUACCCUACUCUACCCUAAUUCACCCUACCUUAACUUGUUCUACCCUACCUUAACGUGUCCUACCCUACUCUCCUUUAUACUAACCUACCCUGCUCUUUCUUACUCUACACUACUCGGCCCUAAUUUUUAACUUUGCUUUACCCUACAUCUUUACUAGUCCUUACCAUAGCUUUUUUAUGUCAUUCUACUUUUAAAAUUGACCAUACCUUCCAAAAAAUAAAAAAAAAUUUUUUUUAUUAAAAAAUUUUAACAAAUUUUCUUUCAGUAAACCGUUUCGGAUCAACCACGAUGGGUAUAAAUGGAAUGGACGGCGCAGCCUCACCUUACUCAGCAGCUCUGAGUUUCGCGGGAGCAAUUGGAGCCAAUGGCCAGAGAAGGAAGCGGCGCGUUCUCUUCAGUCAGCCUCAGGUCCAAGAGCUGGAGAAGCAGUUCGCUCUGAAAAAGUAUUUGAAUGCCCAGGAGAGAGAGCAGUUGGCCGCGCUUAUUGGGCUGAAACCUACUCAAGUAAGUUUUAAAGGUUUUUGAACUUUUGAAUUUUAAAAAAAAUUUUUAACUUCAUGUUAGCUUUUUUGGUUUUUGAACUGUUCAAGGCUUUGAAUAUUGUUUUAGGUUAGGAUUAUAGGUUUUAGGCUUGAAUUGAAAUUUUUUGUUUUGCCAAAAACUUUUAAGCCUAAAUUUCAUUUUAUAGCUUAAAAACUCACUUAUAAGUCUAAAAUUUAUAUUUAAGCCUAAAAUAUGAUUUUUAAGUCUAAAAUUCAUUUUUAAGCCUAAAAUAUAAUUUUUAAGCCUAAAAUUCAAUUUUAAGCCUAAAAGUUAUCCUUAAGCCUAAAAAUUCAUUUUUAAGCCCAAAAUUCAAUUUUAAGCCUAAAAAUUAUCCUUAAGCCUAAAAAUUCAUUUUUAAGCCUAAAUUUUAUUUUUAAAAUAAAUUUUCAUUUUUAGGCCUAAAAUUCCGUUUUUAAGUCUAAAAUUUUAUUUUUAUGCCGAAAAACGACUUUUAGUCGGAAAGAAGUAGUUAAAGCCUUAUACCAUUUCUAAUCCCAUUCCCCAUUCCAGGUCAAAAUCUGGUUCCAAAAUCACCGUUACAAGUGUAAACGCCAAGAACGAGAGAACCGAAUGUACAAUGGGACCGGCUGUCACGAUGAAUCCCGUUCUCCGCACUCUUCCAACAAUGGGUCACCUUCUCCAGACACCCUCUCAGUAUCACCGACCACACAGAUCAAGGCCGAGGUGAUGGGAAUCAAAAGUGAGGAUCAGAAAGUGAUGGAUGCUGAUAUGAAUGCAUUGGGAAUGGCAGGGACUGGCGAGUUCAUGAGAGGCAAUCCUGGUCUUUAUAAUGUGAGUUUUAGUUGUAUUUUUAGGCUGGGGUAAAAUGAAGGCGUGGGUAGGGUAUGGUGUGGUAUGGUAAGGUGGAGUAGGGUAGGGUACGGUAGGGCAGGGUAGGGCAGAGUAGGGUAGGGUAAAGUAGGGCAUGACAAAAAAAAUUUUUUUUUCAAAAUUUUAAAAUUCAAAAAUUUUUAAUUUCAUUUUCAGUACCCCGGAGCCAAUGUGUACAACCCGAUACCAAACUUGUUCCUACAGCCCCAGAACUACAACUACAACCCUAACUUUUAUCCGCGCGAUCGUCAGUUCUAA